UAGAGGGAUAGAAAUCCAACCUACUGUGGAUAUAUUCGUCUCAUAACCUCUGAAUUCGCAUUUUGGAGUUACUGCGAUUCACAAAAGGCGCAACGAAAGAUCAAUUUUGUUGUUCGGCAUCAGGUUCUUCACAAUUGGCUGCAUACUCACUCCUAAUUUGUUCGAGAUCGGUAACCACAGGUUACAUCCAUAAAGUGUAGGUCAUGCAGACCACUUGCACAGUAAUGUAAUGAAUAGCUGUGGGAACUCUAAUAUUAGCACGAGGCUACGUGGAUCUAAGUACGUUGAGUCUCAAGAAGAGUCUAUAAAUCAAGGAAGGGGGAUAAACAAAGAAGAUAAUAGUGUGAUAAGUGGUUACAGUGUGAAUGAUUUUAAUGUACCACGCAACACUCUGGUUAUUUGUCAACGAACUUCCAACUAUUCAUCAGAUCACGGCUAUACCAGAUUUAAGCCAAGACUCAGCGGUGUAUCACGAAAUGAAUUUCGAAUGGCACGUGGUGGCAGCAAUGCAGACCGUGCGAGAGGUGGAGUACGUGGUGGGAGGGCCUUCAAGAAGACUCUCAAUGAUCGCGACUCAAACUCAGAGUCCGGCUAUCUCUCUUCAUCUAGACCCAAGUUUCAAGAAUCGUUGAAAAAUCAAGAGAAUUCACAGGGCAAAUACUACGAUGAUAAAAGAAUAAAUGAGGAUUCGAGAAUUUCCAAACUUUUGCGCCGACUGUGCCGUGAAGAUGAUUACGAUCACUUCAUGGCGCUUUGCAAACAAGUACAGGAAGGUAUCACAGCACCUGAAAACCAACGAUAUAUACGACGGAACUUAGAGUUUAUAUGCGACAGUCUGUUAGAUAUUCUGCACUCAGGCCCUGGUCAGGAAGCGAAGCAACAAGUUGCAAAAUGUUUGGGUCGAAUUGGAUAUGUGGUAGAUCAAGAUUUUAAGAGUUACAUGGACUGGAUCUUCAACAAAUACUCUUUGGAACACAAAGAUGAUGUGAAAUGUCUACUAAUGAAGUCACUUAUCGAAACACUCAAGAUGGAUUCGGAGACGUCGAAAUUGAAAGAACUUGCCACACCAAUGAUGUCCCAGUUGCAAUCGAUAUUGGAAAACGUCGACAGACCAGAUUUACUAGUGGCGACAGUAGAUGCUAUAUUGCUUAUCAUAGACACUUACCCGACAACGUUCACAAGCCACUUCCGUGACACCGUGGACAUACUCGUGGGUUGGCAUAUCGAUUCCACGCAGCAAAAGUCGGUUGUCGCUUACGCCAGUCGAUGUUUGCAAAAGUUACGUACGUUCUGGAUAGCGGAUCUGCAGUUCACAUUGACGUUGUUGGGCCAAUUCUUGGAGGACAUGGAGAGUUACGACGAGGAGUUGAGUUCACCCGAGUCUGGCCGUAACUCGCCCGGUGACGACGGCACCCCGACGCCUAGAGAAUGCAUCCUACGGAUCACCUCAUUGAUCUCUGUUUUCAACACUGUCACAAAGAGCAUAUCCGAACACUUGAAUCCGAACAUCACACCUAGUGUGCAAUGGUCUUUCCUAACGGAUUGUCUGUCAAAAAUGCUGAAAACUGUCGUUAAGGCGAUCGAACUGGAAGAAGAGAAUGACAUCUGGUCCAAGGGCGUGUCCGACAACAUCGAGAGCUUGAUUAAGCGCGUGAAAAAUGUGAGUUCGUCGCAGCAACACACCGAGAUACUUUCCAAGCAUUUCAGCAAAGACGAAAUCACCGAGGAAAAUCUCAUCAAGAUGAUCAAGGCUUUGACGAUAAAUAAGAAAAAUGAUAAGAAAAACUCGACGAUACUUCCCGAGAAAGACGUCGUGUCUAAAGAGAAGGGACAAUUGCUAUUGAACUUGCUACUGUCGAUGGAGCUGAAAACUAGACAAAUCAACGAGCUGUCGGAGGAGAAGGAAGAGUUGAUCGUAGUCGCGAACGAAUGCGCUUUCUUGCUCCUUGGUUACCUUCAGAGUCGCAUUACCAAGAAUCACGAACUUCUCUAUAAGUUCAUAGAUCUGCAGUUACAGAGAGUCGACAUCUUCUGGGACGAGACCAUCAUCUCGAUGUUGACUACCAUAUCCAAGAUAAUCAAGGAAGUGUCCGCGAAUUUGCCGUUGGAGCUGGUGCACAAACUGCUCGGCAAGAAUUCAAUGCUGCUGAAGUUACGAUUUCGGAAUUCCAUUUCCAUUCAAAACGCGAGUCUUGGUGUAUAUCACAGUCUGCUCAGCCUGAAGAAUAUCCCAUUACUGCAGGAGUCCUAUCGUUAUAUACUAGCCGAUCUGGAAAUAGCUUACCGGCUUAUAUUGCCGGACAUUGACAGUUUGGUCGCGGAAAAUCCGCUGAACGACUUAAGAUACGCGAAGAGCGACGUCGUGAUCAUAGUUACGUUCAUACUGCGCGCUCUCUCAGACAUAGCUAAUGCAAGUAAUUCGAUUAUCGGAAUGUGGGCGCUGAAGCCCAGUAUCCUGGAACUUCUUGCGGUCAAGCUGAGACCCUACGACACCACGUUGUCUACGAGCAAUCCGUUUUUGCAACAUAGCAUCUUGUAUCUGCUUUAUACGCACUGCUCCAGGUAUAAUCACUUUGUUCCAAGCUCCAGCUUGAUAAUGGGUACUACUGGUUGCCGUCAAAUAGAUAUGUUUCCUGGUACUUUGGACGUGCCAACCACGUCACCAACUAGUGGUCACUUAUCCAUCAUUCUCAAUCUGAUAGCGAAAACGUACAGAAACAAUAGAAACACACCUGUUCAGACGUUGCAACUUCUGUUCAAUUGGAUGCAAGAGAUCUGUAUACAGUCCGAGAAUUACAUCGGGAUCUUGAGCAAGACGCAGGAGUGUGAGAACAUAAUCGCAAGUCUAAUCGAUUGCGGCGCUACGACCAACAACGAUAUUUCCAGCGCGGUAUGCAAUCUCUUCGAGAUCCUGAUGACCGCGAAGAACGUUAUAUGGAAGCAAAAGACAUAUUCGAGCAUCGUGGACCUAGCGAUGUUGCAUUUGACGUCGUGUGACAAAGCGGUUCGCGAGAAGUACAGCUCAUUGCUAAUGCGUAUGCCCAUCAACAUUGUUAUACAGAAGCUGAACAGAGAAUGUUUAUUCUCGGACACCAAAAAAAUACGAGAAAUCGAGACAUACUCGACGGAAUCGUUAGUGCUCGCUCAGAGACUGCACAUGCGAGGUAACAAUAACGGGGAGCUGCUCUCGCAACAUUUCAAAACGUACAUGACGUUCUUGUUGCAAGAACACUAUCUCGACGUAUCCGGUUUAUCAGAAAUCUUCACCUUGAGCUGGCCAGCCGUAUCAGAGAGUGAGACUAUAGUGCGAAUGUAUCAUUUGGCGUUGGCGAAUUGCUCGUUUCUAUUUUUUUGGAGCGGCUUUGAGGCGGCGCAGCACUGUGUCGUCAAUAAGCUUCGUACUUACCUGGGGAAGCCGCAAGAGACAUUCACGUCGAUCGAAGGUGCCUUGAAGGUUCUAGCUCGCGAGAUAUCGUGCAGCAUGGACGUGACCAAGAAGGACAGACACGGUUUGGAUUAUAUCCUACACGAACAAACUCGCGUGAGAUUGCUCGUCGAGUUCCUCGAGCACCUAGAGAGAGUGAUCCACAACGCCGCAGACGGUUGCGCAAUGGUGCUGCUGCCGUUGUCCAAGCCGGUCAGAACCUUCUUUCAUACCAACAAAUCAACGUGCAAGGAAUGGUUGAAUCGCAUACGACUGGCUCUGUGUGUGGUCUCGUUGCAUUCGGGUUUGGCGACGAGCGCAUUGCGAAACGGCCAACGUCUGUUGGAGGACCUGAGUAAUGCUGAUAAUACUCAGGGCGUUGAGUUCGAAAGAGCGACGCUGUGGACAGCUCAGGCGAUGGUGACGUUGGGCGAGGCGGAGGCGUUGCAAGGUCUCUACGUGUACACCAAAGAGAAGGACAGGAAAUUCCCAUGGCUGAAAGCAGUCAUGGAGGAGGCCGCCGGACACUACGAGUCUGCUGCGGACAGCUAUAAGCAAAUCAUUGAAGACCAAGUGCAAACUAAAGUAGAUGACGAGGCCAGGUCUACGAGGAAUGAAAGUGACAAUCAAGUGUUGAGUUUUUGCAUGCAACGACUUGCCAACUGCUACAAAGCUACAAGCGACUGGUUCGGAUUGGAAGCCUGGAAGCUGCAGGAGACUGACAUGCUGACUCAAGAGAAAGAUGUUCUGUUAAAGAAGCAGUUGACGGAGAAUAUCACGCUGCAGCAGGCGAGUUGCCUGAAGAAGUUCGAAGAAGGCGAGCUGAUCUCUCUGGACGAGCUGACGAAUUGGAAUCUGUUGGACGAGAAGAAGAGCAACUGGAGUUGCGCGAGAACGUUGGUUGAAUGUAGCAACAGCUUAACCAACGCUGCGCUGCAGAUUCGCGGGAACGAGUUCAAGGUCUCGCUUGAGAGCGAGAUCGAGAGAUGCCAGAAGGUCGCGGCUAAGACAAUGCAGGACGGUUUGCGCAACGUGCCGUCGGAAUAUUUAAGUGACGCUAUAUUGCUUCAAUAUUCCGCAACGGGACUGAAGAAUCUGUUAAGCGGCAAAAACGACAAUAUCUUUGCAUUGUACAAAGCCGACAAGAUAAACGACAUUGCCUCGAACGUCCUGACACAGGUCCUAUGGUGGUCGGAGUACUUCAAUCAAUCAUGCGACAACGGCACCUCGGAGGUGGAUAGUCUGCGAUUGCACGUGAUCAGAACCGCCAGGAAAGAAGGUAACUUUCAGUUGGCGAAACGGGAGAUGGUGAAGUACGUCAAAAUGGUGCAGGAUCUGUUCCAAGUGAAAAAUUCUAACACCUGCAACUUUGCCGAGAUCACGAGCUGCGUACUGAACGAGGCGAGCCGCGUAAAAUGGACGAAGAAUAGUAUGCGCGCUUUCCGAGAGUUCUCCAAGCUGUUGUACGACAUGGAGAACACGAGCGAGGCCUUGAAGAUGUGCUGCGUGACCUCGUUGGGGAUUUCACAGGCUAUCGUCAGCGGCGAACAGUCCGCCGAUCUACGGGAAACAGGCACCAAACUGUUGCUCACUCUCGGCAAGUGGAUACAGCAGGACAUCAACGUGAGCGACAAUCCCCAGCUGGAAGAGCUCCUUCGCUUUGAGGCUGUGCACAAUGACGGUCUGAUGAAUAAGCUAUUCGGUGACACCGUCGAUCUUAUUCCAACGUCGGAUAUGAUAAUUGGCAAACUUAUGCAGUUGGGCGUGAACCAAUGUCCGGAUCUGCCGCUCGCUUGGUCCAGCUUCGCCGCUUGGUGCUACAAAUGGGGCCGCAAAAUCGUGGACAACUCGAAUUCAGGUCAGCUGACCGACACUGACAGAUUGAAAAUACAGUCCCUGUUACCGGUGGACAUUGUCGAAGCUGAUCUCAAUACUAUCUUCUCCAUAUUGAGCCAGAACAAGACUAUACCCGAAGACGAAGGUGACAUCGACACCAAUGAUAUCAAUACGUCCGACAUGAUAGAGAAUCAAUUGCGGAACGUGCCGGUGCUGAAUCGCGCCGCUAAUGAACACCUCGCCAUGUUGGUCGACAUCUGGAGGCAAGCGCAAAAGAGAAUCUAUUCGUAUUACGAACUUUCCGCGAACGCGUACUUUAAGUACUUGCAAUUGGCGAACAACGAGAGCAACGAGUGCGACACCAUCACGGCGACGUUACGGCUGCUGCGACUUGUCGUCAAGCAUGCUUUGGAACUGCAGAAUGUGCUGGAAGCCGGUCUUUCGACCACCCCGACCGCUCCGUGGAAACAGAUCAUACCACAGUUAUUCUCGAGGCUCAGCCACCCCGAGGCAUAUGUGAGAACUCAAGUGUCGGAGCUGUUGUGUCGAGUAGCGGAGAAUUCGCCGCAUCUCAUCACGUUCCCGGCCGUGGUCGGCGCAGUGUCAGGCCGCGAGAAGAAGGCCUAUGAUAAGGUCAUCUACGAGAAAUCCGACAAUGACAAUUCGCAGAACGACCUGGACUACAACGAAGAGGACACCGCGUACAAUGACGAACAUGAGAGCUUCAUGGACUCCUGUUUCUCGCAGCUGGUCGACUGUCUCUCGAGUCGUAUCCAAGACUCUGUGGUUCAGGUGAAGGUGUUGGUGAAGGAGCUCAGGAGAAUCACGCUUCUGUGGGACGAACUGUGGCUGGCGACUUUGUGCCAGCAUCAUACCGAGAUCACGAAGCGAUUCGAGCAAUUAGAGGUUGAGAUUCAACGCGUCCAGGACAACGUCUGGCUCACAACCGAGGAGAAGGACAAGCUGAUUGCAGAGAAGCACAGGAUCAUCUUGAAGCCGAUUACUUUCAUCCUCGAGAAUCUACUCUCUAUGACGUCCGUGCCUGCCGAAACGCCGCAUGAGAAAAACUUUCAAGAGAAGUUCGGCGUCACUAUCGAGGAUGUGAUCAAUCGACUGAACAACCCCAAGAACCCGGCGAAGCCUCAGUUGGCCAGUGUGCCACUCAAGCAUCUGGAGGCGAAGCUGGCGCAACGUGUGCACCGACGGGCCGCUUACUCCUUAUUGAUGACCGACAUCAGUCCUAUCCUGGCAAAUCUGAAAGACACCUGUAUCGCCAUGCCGGGCGUCGCCGCCAUCGACAACAAGGUCGUCACGAUCAUGUCAGUGAACAACAAUGUUCAAAUUCUGCCAACGAAGACGAAGCCGAAGAAGCUGAUAUUCCACGGCUCCGACGGUCACGUUUACACAUACCUGUUUAAGGGUUUGGAGGAUUUGCACUUGGACGAGAGAAUAAUGCAGUUCCUGAGCAUAUGCAACACCAUGAUGUCGAAGAACAGCGAGACGAAAAAGGCCUAUAGAGCGCGGCAUUAUUCUGUGAUACCUCUCGGUCCUCGAUCCGGCCUCAUUCAGUGGGUCGACGGUGUCACACCGUUAUUCAUACUCUACAAACGUUGGCAGCAGCGCGAGUGCGCCAUGACCAACAAGACCGGCAAUUCGGCCAUCAUGCGACCGUCUGAAUUGUUCUACAACAAGCUCACACCGUUACUGAAGGAGCGUGGGAUAAGUCUGGAGAACCGUAAGGAGUGGCCCAUUCAGGUGCUGAAGCAAGUACUAGCUGAGCUGAUGAACGAAACACCAAAGGAUCUAUUAGCUAAGGAAAUCUGGUGCAACAGCAUCAACGCUGGCAGUUGGUGGCAAGCCACCAAGAAUUAUUCGUACUCCGUCGCGGUAAUGUCCAUCAUCGGCUACAUCAUCGGUCUUGGUGACAGGCACUUGGAUAACGUUCUCGUUGAUCUCAACACCGGUGAGGUUGUGCAUAUCGAUUACAACGUCUGCUUCGAAAAAGGGAAGACUCUGCGUGUCCCAGAGAAAGUGCCAUUCCGCAUGACACCGAACAUCAAAGCGGCCUUAGGAGUGACCGGUGUCGAGGGUAUAUUUAGGUUCGCCUGCGAGCAUACGCUAAGAGUGAUGCGCAGAGGUCGAGAAACACUGCUCACCCUGUUGGAGGCCUUUGUCUACGAUCCUCUGGUGGACUGGCGUGCCGGUGCGGAUACCAGUAUAGCGAGUUACGGAGCGUGUCAGGCUAGAGCCAGGUGCACCGGCAUCGGCAGGAAGCAACUGGAGCAGGAGCUUACGCGCGCGAUGUUCGCCGUGAGGACCGCAGAAAUGCGCGCAGAAUGGCUAGCCAACAGUGACGAAUUGUCCAAGACAUUUCCACUGCUGUGUCAUCACCUGAACUGUUGGAUCGAAGCGACCGAAGCCUCACGCCAGUGUCAGGAUUUACUGCAGGAUCGACAUCAGCAGCUCGCUCUGGUGAAGGAGGCGCAGGCGAUGGGCCGAAAUCACGCCUUGUAUUCGGUAGUCAAGCGAUACAAUUCGUUCAAACGUGCACGGGACGCUCAUGAGAAAGCAAAGGCCGGCCUGAAGGAGAAGAUAGAGGAAUGCGAGAAACAGAUCAACAUGCAUAAUAUCGCACUGGCGACGGUGCGUGGACCCCAGCUGGGGCAAUGGCUGGCGGAAUUGGGAACCCCGGCGAACCAGGAGGAACAUGUGGUAUUCGAUCUUGUGAAAGAAUUCUUACAGAACGCUGGCCAGAGCCAAAUGAUAUUGCAGUGCGAGCAAUCGGAAAACGAAUUGACGCAGCUGGCCACCCAGCAGUCGCACUUCAUACGCAGCUGUUUGGAACAGCUGAGCCAGUAUUCUGCGAUCUGUAGCUUGUAUCCUAUGAGCACUCUGUCGCAACAUCGCACGGUCCUCUAUCACACUUGGGCAAAUAAACUGUUAAUCUCGGGCACCGUAGAGGCGUGCCACGAAGUCAUGGCGCAAUUCGAAGCGAAUUUAGAGCCGACCAAUCCGAACAGUCCACAGGUCCAACAGAUAAUCAAUUUCUCGUAUCAGAUGCAAAGCAUACUGAACGAAUCGAACGAGAGAUUUAAGAAGGCGUACGAAAGAGUGAUGUCUGAAGGACUGCCCGAGGCCAUCAACAGAAUCGAGAAAGCAUAUAUCGAGUCGAGGACACAGAUCACAGGUUUCUUGCGACGGGAAAAGGGCGCGGAGAGAGCGCUCGAGUGCGUCAACAUCACUGCGUUGUGUGCUCUAAACAAGAGAUAUCUCAUGAUGGAAGGCGCCGCCAAGUGCGCCGGGGAUUGCCUGGUGGAUCUCACGUCCCGCGAGGGAGACUGGUUCCUGGACGAGAUGCGUCUAAUGUCGUCGCUUAUCGCCGAAUUGGUCACACUGAUACCGGAGAAUCACAAGACCAACAACGAUCCGAAAAUCUCAUUGAUACUCAAAUGCUUGAAGAGCGCCGACUGCAUCUACAAAGGUCUGCAAGAGCUCAAUUACAACUUUCAAACCAUCAUACUGCCAGAAGCAAUGAAAACCAUCAUCACAGAAGAGCCUAGUGUCAUGCGAAUGAUCAGUGAGCUCAGCGAGAUUGUGCUGACCGGGAUACCGCUCGGCGACAUCUUGGCCCAGCUCGAGAUACAUCUCAGAUUUACCGUCAUGGAGAUGGAGAGCCCGCACGCACUGGUACAAGGUUUAGUGACCAACAUGAGACUGCGAUUUGAAGCGUUACUGUCACGGCCCGCGGAGGUGCAAGACUUGAAUCAGGAGGAAACCUUGACACCGGGUCAGAUGUUGUUGAUGGGUUUCAAUGGCCUAUUCGAGAAACUGCAAAUGGAGGGUAACGCCUUAGUGGCCACGCUGAGCUCUUUGGACAUCCCGUUGAAUUGGAAGAAAAUUGACCAAAUACGAGAGGCCAAAGAGAUGUCGGCACCCAUCUUCAACAAAGCGGCUCGACAGGUCUUGGAGGAUAUAUUCUUGAUCAAGAGACUACACACUAUACAGGAAUUCUUUAUAAUGUGCAGAAAUAUUGCUACUGCAUUUAAAGGCGGAUUGACGAAUGUGUACGAUGAUGAACAUCUCAACAAGCCAGUCAGAGUAUUUACGGCCGAUUACGUGUCGAGACAGUUGCUUGGAGUGACGUCGCAAACACUGGCGAUCGCGUUAUGCUUUUUACUGCAGCGGAUGGGUCUAAAUGUAACCACCGAGAUCGAGCAGCGGGACAUCGGAGCGGAAAGUAAAGUCUCGAUAGAAGAACUGUGUCGGAAGAUCGUCGAUCUGUGCUUGAAGAGGGGAUUAUUCUCAGGCUCGGUCUUGGCUCAGGCGGGCGCGCUCAGCAGUACGUUAGAGAGCACUUUCAAGCGGAAACAGGGUGCUCGAUUGGCGCAACAGAGUGUCGAGGUCGCCAGAGCCAGUGCACAAAGACUCCAACUACAACUUACGGCUCAUCAUUGGUUGCACGAGGAUAUCUUGAUGCUGAGGACUAACAUGAAUCCAAUGAAUCCUCUAAAUCGCUCUACCUCCAUGUUGGAAUUGCGGAAAACAGCCGCGGCACUGUCGGGAUUGCAAUCACGAGUAUGCGAGGCUCGUGAACAGCAACAGAAUCUCGUCUCGAGCGCUAUACAACGCCUCAAGUGGGCCGCCGGUGCCAACCCGGCGCUAGGCGAAGUCAUGUCGGCAUUCGACAACGCGGUCUUGUCCUCGUGCGAGAAGCUGACCCGGCAACACAAUCUCGCGGCGAUGGUGGUGAACACGUGCAAUUCCAUACUGCGCUACGAGGCUCUGCGGACGCGUACAUCGGAGAGCUUGACGCACGACGCGAAUUUCGUGAAGCUGACGAAACACUGGGAGGAGAGCUGCAUGUUGACGGUUAACCUGAACAUUACCGUCACCAUGAUAGAGGAGAGCCUCGUGCAGCUGUUGCAGUUGGAAAACAACGUUGACGCCAAUUGGCUGAAGCAGGCGGAGAAGAUUGUGUCUGAAGCCAUCCUCGACACUCAGAAGAAAUUACAAGACAAACAGGAUCACCUAUACGCGGCCCAGGUCUGCUUGAGGGAGCGGGUGGCGGGUCUGCAGAACGUACUCACCGAGCACCACAGAUUGAUGUCAGACGUGAGAGUAUUGUUAAGAACGAUGGCCAAGCAGGAGAAUAUCGUCGGCUUGCAGGACUUCCUGUCGGCGUACCGUUCGUUCACAGAGAGCGUAUCAGGGGUGGUGAAGGAAUUAGAAUCUGAGAAGUUCGACAUAGCACGAAGUAUGGCAAUCAAGGAAGAGUUGCAGAGCAUGGCAAUUAAGUCGCCCGGCCUGUACAAUGAAUUACUAGAGUUUGCGAGCGAGCAGAGAUUGAACGCGGCGAAGAACGCAGAGAAGGACAGCCUGCAGAAGAAAAAGAACAAGUUGAUAAGACAGGACAGUGUGUGUAUGAGCCCGAGAAAAGGCGUGCCAUUAGCCAGAGAUCCGACCACGGGAAAAGCUAUGCAAGAGCGGAAUGCCUACGCGUUGAACGUGUGGCGUCGCGUGCGCAUGAAGCUGGAGGGUCGCGACCCUCAGCCGUCGCGCAAGUACACCACCGCCGAGCAAGUGGAGUACGUGAUACGCGAGGCGCAGAGCACCGACAACCUGGCGCUGCUGUAUGAGGGCUGGACACCGUGGGUCUGAACGGACAGCGGCUGGCGCGCGCGCGCGCCGAUGGCUCGACACUCCUCUCAUAACGGUGGUACUCAAGCUCGUACCGCUCGUCGUCGCCCUACGUUGCCGUAGAGGCGAAACUCUCUCCGCAUCUCGCGAUACCAGGUUGCGGCGAUACUCGACCAACCAGUCAUCCGCGCGAACCAAGUCAAUAGAAAAAAAGAGUCGUUUCAGAGGUUUUCAGAGGGUCGCUCGCGGCCUGCGUGAGCGUGCACGACAUGCGUCGCAGCUCGAUCCCCGGCACGACUACUGGGAAACAAAGCAACCUACUGUACCAAGUUGAUUCUGUCGUUGUCCCGAAAGCGUGGCUCGCGAGCGGUUUAUUAUGCGGAUUAACGGCUUUUUCGUUACUGUUUGUAUUUCACGGCACGCGGGCUGAAGGAGAACACGGGUUUGGGUCGUCAUGGGUGUGUGCGCUGGUGGAGUCCUUGUGAAUUCAAUCUCUUCUCUCGUCCAAGACUAUUCUCAUGAAACGCUCCUAGCGUUUUCAUAAUAAUUGGUUGGAUUUUUUGUGAGAGGAAAAGAAAGAAUAGGUUGAAUUGAUGAGGAUUUCCUAAGGUGAUACAGGCGAACGCGGAUGAACGGGCUUUACUUUAGUCGGGAGCCAUGGGAUUUUGGGAACCGUAUGGAAUCAGUUGCAACUGUUAAGCUAUAUAGUCACGUGAAAUUCGACUGACGAUAUUGACGGAAAGUAAUUGACGACGACAAUGAAUGAUGACGGUGACGAUGACGAUGGUACAGCGAGACGGCUUACGCAGUCGUGUGUGGUGUAAUGUCAUCGUGUCAGGAGAAAUAAGCAUGUCCUCGUAUGAGAUGCCUGUCGCCGGCUCGUUCGGCGAACUGGCAUCCUCCAGUCGGACGACGUAACGUUAUAAUUUUAAGUACAUAUAUGUGGUUAAUCAUAUUACAGGCAGACUUGACGAUUAAUUUGAUCAGAAAACGGAAACCGUCAGGCACACCAUCGCAACGUUAUUUUAACAAAAGGAGCAAAAUUAACAGAGGGACGAAUAGAUUUAUCAUUAUUAUUAUUAUUACUAUUAUUAUUAUUAUUGAGUUAUAUGUAACUGAAUAUGUCAAAAAUAUACACGCGCGAACACGUAUACACUUAGCACGAAUACACACAGGCUCAUAUACGCGAACGAACGUGUUUGAAAAGAAAUAGUCAACGGCACCACAAUUGGUGCAGUAAUUUUUCUUAAUUUGGACACAUAAAAAAUGUUUAUCGUUACGAUAUCCAUUAUUUUUUUACCAGUUACUACCGUGGGGAGGAAAAAGUUCUAAGUGCAAUUAAUCAGUUUUUAACCGGGACAUAAUAAAAUGCAAUAAUACAAAUUUUGAAAACUUUUUUUAUAAAAAAAUCAAGAUUAUUUACAGUUUUUUAAAUGAAGCUAUAUUUUUUUAUCCAUAGUAUUGUAAAAAGA
Odontomachus brunneus is the source of this 12369-nucleotide messenger RNA. It is a transcript of the gene nonC, whose product is annotated as serine/threonine-protein kinase SMG1. The transcript has 16 exons. Gene Ontology annotation, biological process: negative regulation of macroautophagy; phosphorylation; TOR signaling. Gene Ontology annotation, molecular function: protein binding; protein serine/threonine kinase activity. Gene Ontology annotation, cellular component: nucleus; TORC1 complex; TORC2 complex. NCBI's taxonomy places the organism in Eukaryota, Metazoa, Arthropoda, Insecta, Hymenoptera, Formicidae. The coding region runs from base 230 to 10918 and encodes 3562 amino acids. The record is from RefSeq and is a predicted model, not a curated record.